This is a messenger RNA of Trichoderma asperellum CBS 433.97, 3627 nucleotides long. RefSeq lists its product as uncharacterized. Gene Ontology annotation, cellular component: lamellipodium; plasma membrane. The record is from RefSeq and is a predicted model, not a curated record. Gene Ontology annotation, biological process: cell migration; regulation of Arp2/3 complex-mediated actin nucleation. Lineage: Eukaryota; Fungi; Ascomycota; Sordariomycetes; Hypocreales; Hypocreaceae.
AUGAUGAAGUCUACAAAAAACAACGAGAAGUGGAAAUGGAGGUCGUCCACUGCAAGCACGACGGGAUCUCUGUCUCCAUACCAAUAUGCCACUGAAUCGCCGGAGCCUGUUGUUGAAAGCAAAAAGUCUCGUUCCUUGUCCAAAGCCUUUCGCUCAAUGAGUAGCUCUUCCCUAGAUUCGAUGUCUAGUGGUCCGUCUAGGUCUGGAUCUUCAGCACGAAAGCUGCACAAGACGCCGUCUGGCUCAGGAUCGAUGAUUGAAAGACUUCAGAGGAGGGUUUCCAGAGAUUCUUCCAUCAGCACCGCGCCUUCGGAAAUUCCUGGUAGUCCCGUGGAACCCAGCUUUACGGCGAUGGAAAUGAUUCGUUAUGGAUCGCUUAAGCCAGAUUCUUCUCUACUUAAAGCUCGCUCUGAAUAUCUCGUCUUGACAGACCAUUCUUUGGUGAAAUUUGGAAGCGCGGAAGCUGCUAGGGUUGUCUUCCCGCAGUUAACUCAGACUGGAAGCCAAGGGAGAGGCGCUCAGUCUCACCAUCUGCAUGCUUUGAGCAGCAAAUCUUCAUACGCCGAGAUUCGAUACGAUAUUCCCCUUCGCUCCAUCAUUGCAGUUUUUAAUGAAGAGUCCUCAAGCUCUCGAUUUGGCAUCGAGCUGUGGUGGUCCUCGAGAUCGCCCAAGAUUGCAUCUUGUAAGGCGCAUUUCUACUUCGCUCUUCCAAAGGAGAGAGACGACUGGUUGGCGGACAUUCAACAGGCAUACAAGGCCAGGAUGAGAAAAAACCCGAUCCAUGUGACCGUUCCAGAGAAUGUCAAGAUCCGCAUCAAUCAUACUGUGCAGCCAGCAGAGGCACCCGAUGAUCACCCCCCUCAGAGCUUGAUCUUUCCGGUAACAAAGCGUUUCGUGACAGCAGCGCAAAAGGGGACAGCCGCGGAUGAGUCUCAGGAUAUCAUAGAUACCGCGACCUACUAUCUUGCUAUUGGCCCCUAUUUGUGUUAUUUUAUCGAGAUCCUCAAGGCCGAUUAUUCGACACUACCAGGUGACCUGCGCUUGAAAACUUCACUAUUUGGUACGGUAUCUUUGACCCGUUUCCAAGCAUCAGUAGCAUCUCAUGAGCAAAGAUUCUCGAUGAGUUUUCGUAUACCGUUCGGUCGAGAAACCCGCCUCGAUCUAGCAAGCACUUACUAUCGCCGGAUUAUCGAAGCGUUGACAAAGAUUGAUCGUGUUUUGAAACCCAUGUGGCCCCAAAACCUCCAACACGCUAUUUUCGAAAUUAAGGGUCUCCCAGCACCUCUCCAGCUGACAUCAGGAAACGAUUUGGGCGGUCUUGAGAUGAGUCUUCAGGCAUAUUGCGUCGCGUUUAAUGUGCAAAUCCCCGCCUGGACAAUCGAAUGGCCGACUCCGUCAGAGCCGGCUUUCCGACUGCUCGCCUCUGAUGAGUUGGAAUACUCGCCCCUUCAACUGCUUGCGGUUUUCCGGGCUUUGAGAUACAAUAGCUUCUUUAAAGCCGUCUCUUUUCGCGAUGUAGCACUGACAUCGCUUGCGAACAAGAGCGAUUAUUCGCAAUAUGGAGAUACUGUGGUAUACACAUCUCUGAGUGGCGUAAAAAUACCAGAUGACUACUACCAAAUUCUUGUUCAAGCUACCAUAUUGGAACAAGAGAUCCAUGCUCUGUUGUUUUCAUCUGAAUCUAUACGACACAUUGAUUUCACGAAUACUGUUGGCCUACAACGCUCUAAGAGACCGCAAACAGGUAGGGGAUCGAUCAACCACACUACGAUGCGUAAGAUGAGCUCCGAGAUCAUUCGCCCCUUGUCGAUGCUCCUCAAAACACAGUUGAGCCACUGUCAUAGCAUUUCCAUGUCUGGCAACCCCAUUGGCUCAAGCGACGUAGCUGAACUAGCCAAUGUCUUUGGGCUGGAUGAUGUGCAUUUGAAAAAAAUUGAUCUAUCAAACUGUGGACUUGGGGACAUUGAUCUCAACAAACUGUGGUCUGGUCUUGCAGGCCAAGCUGAGACUAUCGAAUAUAUCGAUACGUCAAAUAACAGCGGGACUGUUGGCUUUGAUACCCUCACUUAUACCCUUCGACAACUCCGAAACAUCAAGAAGCUCAACAUAUCAGGCAAUACUAGGCUCGUCUCGGAAGAACCCCUCUUCGCUGAGGGUGCGCUACAUAGCUGGGCUCUUCAGGAACUGGAUCUUUCCGGUAUAGUGCUCAACGAUACUACUGUGAUUUCUCUUGCAAGAUAUAUGGAAUCGCCAAUGUCUCAAGGGCUGCAAGUGAUGCGCCUUAACAAUUGCGGUCUCACCGGAAGCCAAGUUGCGCAGCUUUUUUUUAGUAUGGGCAAGGCUCGGCACAUGACAGUUCAUAUAAAUGCAAACCGGUUAGAUGAUGGUAUUGGAAGCCUGUGCGAUGCAAUUGCUUCCGGCUAUGGGCCCUGGAGUUUGUUCAUGCAGAUGAUUGAAUUCAGCUAUGAGGAUAGCUUUGUCAAGCUGAUGAGGGCAUUAACCAUCAACAAGACGAUCGAGUGCCUGAGCUUGGCUGGCUGCGCUACACCGGAUGCUGUUAGCAGCGUAGCCUGCCAAGCUGCCUCAGACCUCUUCGCCAAGAACGAGACUAUCCGCUUCUUGGAUAUAUCUGGAUACGACUCCAAGCUUGACGAAGGCCGGCUGGGCAGAGAAUUCUCAAGAUCAUUAAGUGGCAUGAAAUUCAAUAAGCGAAUUGAGCACCUUCGUGUCAGAAGCCAGAUGCUGAAUAUCAACAUCGGAGACCUCGCAGAAGCUAUCUCAGGCAAUCAAACACUGCACACCCUGGAUUGUGAGGGCAACGACUUCAACCUCUCUAAUUUCUGGCAUCUGGUGAAGCGUAUUGAGGGUAAUACGACGAUCCGGCACUUCUCCGCAUUCUCCGAGUCUGAACUUUCCAGGACAAUACAGAAAUCUGCCGAAGUCGAUGUGCCGGUCGUUGCGCCGCGCCGCUCCUCGGGCAUAUUCAAUAAGCUGAAGCAUGAAAAGGCUCCAGUGAUUGUAGAGAAGCCACUUGUUCAACGGCUGAGUGACGAGUGGGAUGCUGCCAUUAACGCUCUAAAUAACGUUCUUGAGAGAAAUCAAAAGAUCUACCGCGACGAGCAGAGUCCUGCGAAGCUGGCCGACCAGGUACUGGAAACUUGCGAGAUAGAAGAAGGCACAUUUUCAGUUGACUUUGGAGGCCUUGCCAGCAAAGAAUUUGAAGUCCAUAAUGCUGCGGGCUCUUCCCUUCGACGUGGACCCUCUACUACGAACCACGGCUCGGAAACGUUGAAAGUUAUCGUGUCAGCGCCUUACUCGGGCGAAGAUCCCAGUGACACAAUCAUGAGGCCUUAUUCCAUUGUCUCAAGCGACGGGGCUAGUAGCCCAACCUCUCAGGCCAGCUCUAAUAGUGAAACGGGAAUGCCAACACCUUCAGAGAUGGAAAGCCCUCCGGAUAAAGAGCCGGGGUGGGCCAACACACCGGUUGCGGGUGUGACCAGCAACGGGGCGCCUGAGGAUAGCUUUUUGCCUUCCGAGGGUUACGAUGCUGAGAUAAGCUUACUGAUGGGGAGAUACCAAAGCCUCCUCGGCGAUCCGACAGAUCCCAUUGAGGAGGAGGGCAGGUAA